This is a messenger RNA of Pelagomonas calceolata, 2108 nucleotides long. The record is from the annotation of a GenBank genome assembly. NCBI's taxonomy places the organism in Eukaryota, Pelagophyceae, Pelagomonadales, Pelagomonadaceae.
GCAAGGAUGCAGGCACAGGCUGCGGAUUUUUGCGAAUAGCGGUGCAACCGCAUGGCUAGGCCCUUGCCUAGAGGCUCGUGGUGAAGUUCGAAGGAGGCCUGCGCACGGUGAGCGCAGCGCGACCUCGUGCCGCGCGCUGGGAGCUGUCAGAGCAGAGCCUGAGAGCUGUCAGAGCAGCCGCCGCGGGGCGCCCCGAAAGCGCGGCGCUGGCCGCAAGGAAGCAAAAAGCGCGCUGGAGGUUCCCGUCCUCCUCCAGCCUAAUCUAAACCCCGGUGAAUAAAUAGUCAUGGCGGACGCGCUCAGCGCCGCGGCGAAGGCGCGCCGCCAAAGGACGCCCCAGGGCAACGCGCCCGCGCCGGACCAGGUCGAGACGCGGAGCGGCCACUUGGUUGUGCGCGCGGCCGCCAUCGCGGACCCGCGCGGCGUCGACGUGUCGGUCAAGCCGCGGACGUUGAUUGAGCAGGCUUUGGGUUGCGACUUCGUGAGGGAGCGCUUCGUGGUCGGCGCGGGCGCGGGCACGGGCGCCUUUUCCUCGUGUUUCUUCGCGGAGGACCGCCUAGCCGAGAGGGACGUCGUCCUCAAGUUUACCGAUGUCAGGAAGCGAGAGCAUGCCACGAUGUGUCUGCGAGAGACGGCAGUAUUAAAAUCCAUCAGCCAUCCAGCUAUCGUCGGCCUCUACAGCGAACACACGAUCCCGUGUGGCACGCACCACGUCGCGGUCAUGGAGGCGUUACAUGGUCCUGAGUUAAAUGAUCUGAUCGAGUCGAUCGGAGCGUUGAAGGAGUCCUAUGUGCGCGUGGUCGCGCGGGAUGUCGCGUCGGGCCUCGGGUAUCUUCAUAGAAGGGGCGUUUUACACAGGGACGUCAAGCCCGACAAUGUCAUUUGUGUGGGGAGUAGCCGGACGGCCGACGACCGCCCGCCGACGCGGUGCGUGCUCAUCGACUUUGGGCUGGCUCGUACGCUGUCGCCGGCGGACAUCGAUGCCGCCGGCCUGAAUUCCGAGGAGCUGGACAAGUCGCUGUCGAGACUGGCGAUCGACAUGUCCGCCGUCGGCAACCGCUUGUAUAGUGCUCCCGAAACCAAAAGAGCUGCGCCGAAGGCCUACCCCGAAGCCUUGGCGCCGUGCACGUCGAACUACGGCGUGGCGGCCGACGCUUAUGCCCUCGGGAAGACGCUCGCGCACGCGCUGACGGGGCGCGUCGGCGAGCCGCUGACGGGCGUCGAGCAGCUCUGCGGCUUCCUUUGUUCGAGGGGCAAGCCGAAGCGCAAGACCUACUCUUCGCUAAGGGACUGCGUCUCGGAGGACUGCGCCGAUGCGGUGCGCGGUUUACUGAAGGCCCGGCCCGAGGAGCGGACCAAACUAAAACAGUUUCUGGUAAGCUCGUGGGUGCGGCCGACGACGUAUGACGAUAAUAUGGCGCCCGCUUCUUCCUUCCAUUUGCUGGAGUGCGCGCUGGAUCUGAGUGCGAGGCGCCGGUCCAAGGACUACGACGAGCAAAACAUGGCCAACAUGAAUCCCAGCGCUGCUUAUAAGGGGCGCCAGGCGCCGCUCAUCGAGCUGAGUUCGUCGACGAAACCCAUCGUGUCGCCGCCGGACCCGCGCAUGGCCGCCGCCGCGCGGACGCCGCCCUUCGAGCGGAGUCCGCAGUCGACGCCCGCGUCGACGCCGGGCCGGAACUCGCCCUCUCAGAUGGACGACCACCUCGCCGCCGUCGCCGAGAGCCCGCCGCGGCGGCGGCGGCCGCCCAAGGUUACGGGCUCCAUGGAGAUGGACGCGUCGCAGCGGAGCGGCGCGUCGUCGCGCAAGGAGUCGCCGACGGAGAUCUAUAGGACGCUCGAGGACUCGCCGACGGACCAGACGGAGCUGGACCGGCCGCAGCGGCGGCCCUCCCUCGAGAUGGACUGAUUGAUAUGAUAUACAUACUUCCCCCGCCCGACCAUGAACAUUACAGGACGCCAGCAGGCUCCGCUUGACCACUUGCGCGAGAAACCGCAACGUCAGGGAGUUGCCGCCUCGGAAGCCGCACUCCUCACAUCGUCGCCCAUCACCCCCUUGUUUGCUGCACAUAGAGAAUCAUCCCCCAUUGCUUGUAACAUACUUCCCGGUU